Messenger RNA from Betta splendens (Siamese fighting fish), 3666 nucleotides. RefSeq names its product MAF bZIP transcription factor Ba (gene mafba). Gene Ontology annotation, biological process: regulation of transcription by RNA polymerase II. Gene Ontology annotation, cellular component: nucleus. The transcript has a single exon. Bases 479 to 1705 code for a protein of 408 amino acids. Gene Ontology annotation, molecular function: RNA polymerase II cis-regulatory region sequence-specific DNA binding; DNA-binding transcription factor activity, RNA polymerase II-specific. The record is from RefSeq and is a predicted model, not a curated record. NCBI's taxonomy places the organism in Eukaryota, Metazoa, Chordata, Actinopteri, Anabantiformes, Osphronemidae.
UGUGGCUGGCUCCAAGCGCAGUCUGCUGGAUACCAGAGGGUGAGGGAGAGUGAGAGAGGAGCGAGCCUUUAAAUCUCUGCGGUGCAGAGCUGGAAAAGCUGCUUCUCAGCGAAAACCAGACGCCCUAUUUACUCCGCUUAUUCGCUCCUUUGAUUUUUCCUGGAGAAAAACGGGACUUACAACCAAGAACUUGCAACGAGGACCGGUGCCCGUCUCCGCGAGCAAACGUGGUAUUUCUUUCAUCACUAUUAUUUAUGCUUGCUUUUUGUUUUUGUGACACUUGUGUUGAAGCGACUGAGCUUUUACUUUUGCACUGAGACGCAUCGCCUCCUACCUCCUGCCUGGUCGCCCUGCCAGAUCAUUCCCGCAGAAGUAGGCUACAUGACGCAAACCGCGAGCACAGCGUUAGUCUGAAAGUUUUCCUCCACUACUUUUUUUUUUUUCGUUUUCCUUUUAUCCACCAAUCACGCGGCGUUUCAUGCUACAGCAAGUCAGUGCGCAGCGGUGGAGGAGCCAAAAGAACUAUUGCAUGAAACAAGAACGGAGGGAAGAGACGCUGAUUAAUAAGUCGGUUUUUGCAACGCUCGCAAGUACGUUUGCGCAUCUGCAAAAGAGUCGCGACGGGAACAUGAGCGCAGAGCUGAGCAUGGGCCCGGAGCUCCCCAGUAGCCCUCUGGCUCUGGAAUAUGUUAACGAUUUCGACCUGAUGAAGUUUGACGUGAAGAAGGAAGGCCUGGCCGGGCUGGAGCGCAACGCUGUGCGCCAGUGCAACCGUCUGCAGCCGCAGGGCUCCGUGUCCUCCACCCCCAUCAGCACGCCCUGCAGCUCGGUGCCCUCCUCGCCCAGCUUCAGUCCCACGGAGCAGAAAAACCACCUGGAGGAGCUCUACUGGAUGCCGAACAGCGGCUACCCUCCGCAGAUAGACCCGCAGACGCUCAGCCUGACCCCGGAGGACGCGGUGGAGGCCCUGAUCGGAGCCACGGCUCACGGGCACCCCCCGCCCCCGCACGUCCAGCAGCAGCUGCAGCAGCAAGGCGCCUUCGAGGGCUACAGGGGCCCGCACCACCACCACAGCCACCACGGCCACAGCCAGCAGCACCACCACCCGUACGCCGGGGGCAUCCCGCACCACGCCGAGGAGCUGUCCGGGCACCCGGGCGGCCACAGCCACCCCCACAGCCAGCACCACCACCACCACAGCCAGGACCCAGACAGCCCGUCCCCGGUGUCCCCAGACUCCCACCAGCCGCUCCAUCACCACCGCCACCACCACCACCACCAUCCGCACGGCCACCUGAGCCAGUCGGCGGCGCACCACGGCACCGGGGGCGGACUCAACGUGGAGGACCGCUUCUCCGACGAGCAGCUGGUGUCCAUGUCGGUGCGGGAGCUCAACAGACACCUACGGGGCUUCACCAAGGACGAGGUCAUCCGCCUCAAGCAGAAGCGGCGGACCCUGAAGAACCGGGGCUACGCGCAGUCCUGCCGGUUCAAGCGGGUGCAGCAGAAGCACGUGCUGGAGAACGAGAAGACGCAGCUGAUGAACCAGGUGGAGCAGCUGAAGGCGGAAAUCAGCCGGCUGGCGCGAGAGCGGGACGCCUACAAACUCAAGUGUGAGAAACUGACGGGGUCGGGGGCCAGCGGCGGCUUCCGCGAGGCCGGCUCGACCAGCGACAACCCGUCAUCGCCGGAGUUCUUCAUGUGAGUUGCCACAGCGAACUUUCCCCUUUGACCCCUACGUUUCCUUUGGCCACGAAAGACUGGGUGGCUGCGAGCAGAUAAUAACCCACACGUCCCAUACUGUUUAUGAUUAUACUAAUAACGGUAACAAUUAUAUUCAUAUUAGAAGAAUAAUCCAUCGAAUAGUAUCCUCAUAUAUAUUCAUCUCUCAUCCAUCCUCCAUCCACGUGUCAACUGAGAUACAAAGAGCAACGUAGUGUCUGAUCAGUCGCAGCAUCUUUGUAGAUUAGUUGCUUGUAGUGAAGAGACGUUUUUUUUUAUUCUUCAAAGAAGAGGAUGAACCGAUGAACUUUUUUCUCCCUUGAGGCCACAGCUUUUUAAGAAUCUGUACGUGGCGCGGAGGGCGUCGAGGCGCUUGUCUCGUAACCUCGCUCUGCGCCACCGCGACGUUGUUGCGCGACAACAAGUAGCGCCGGCCUCGCAGCCUGCACCUCACGAUUGUGUUACUUUGGACGAGUGGGCUCGUGAUGUGGGAGCCGUCUCCAAACGCAAGACUCCACUUUAUGCAAACUUCUGUCUACUAACCCGUCACGGGGAGGGGAGGGGGCAUUUUAUGCAACAUCUCAUUGAUUUAUUGCCUGCUUGGUUAUAUUCGAAUAUAUAUUGAAACAAAAGAUCUGCAUUAAAUAUUAAUCCUGCAUGCUGGACAUGUACGGUAAUAAUUUCUAUUUUGUACUUUCAUCUUCUCGUGUAUAUUAAGAGCAUGUCGUUGAUCUGCGCUUCUCCAUAGUUUUUGGGGGGUUCGAGUAAUGCAGCGGGGACGGAACAGCAGGACUGCCGGUGCAGUGUCACAUUGUGUGGGUUUCUUUGGGCUUGUAAAUAUUAUGCAACCGCAAAACUGCACAACAAGAUUGAGGAGGCUGGUUUGAACUUCUGUCUUUGCGUUGUGUUUUUAUCACAUUUAUUUUUUAUGUUUUAUUUGGUAUCAUUUGGGGAAUUGAUUCAGAGACGAGUGCAUUUUUUCCAGUUUAAAUACAAAAAAGCUUUUGUGUGUCAAGUGCACUUUUGGAUGUUUAUUUCGCAGGUUUUCAUUUUGACUUUUGCGCAGACCUCCCUCCAGGAAGACUAUCGUUGUAGAGAUAAGUGAGCAAACGCAAAGUUGAGUCAGGCUGAGGAGACAAACACGACAUGGCCACGACAUCACUGGACCCAGACACACUAUUACGCACGGAGGCGAGCGCGUAGCUUUUGCCCCACACUGUUUAACACGCACCGUGUGGGUUGGUGCUGUCUCUCAUUUUAAAUCAACGUGGCUUUUUGUGCAGUUCAGAAGCAAAGGGAUGUUUGUUAACCCUUCACCGACCGCAUCAAAGCCAAACUAAAUCCUUGUCAUUUGGCAGAAUAUUAGUGAGUUAUAUUUUUAAACAAAAAUUGAAAAGUGCACAAAAGUAAUAGCGGAGUUGAAAUCUAAAACUUGUUUUCCUGAUUUUUUUUCCUGCCGGUCAGUAAAAAAGGGGAAUCCGGUUGUGCAAAUUCUCAAAAUGAAAACUGUGUCUGUGUUAUGUAAUGUUGUUUUGUCUGUUUUAUUAUUAUUUGAUGAUUCUGGUUCUGCUGGCCAGAUGCAUAGUUAAAGUUUUUAUUUUAAUGAUUUAAAUUAACAGACUGUCAGAUCAUAUCGAAUAAGCAUGGUGCUUGCAUUUGAAACUAUUAUUGAGAAGUCACGCAUUUAACAAUCUUUGGUUUGUUAUUGAUUCAACUGUGUUGAAAUCGAACUGAAACUGCAGCAGCGGGUUGUUGUUAAGUUUUCACCAAUUUCAUGUACUUUGCGAUGAUGGGGAUCAAUUUUCAAUCCUGUUUAUAUAAAUAAUGGUUAACACUUAAAUUUGAACUGUUCCAUUCAGGCUGGUUUCUGUUUUGUCUUAUUUUUUGUUGUUUUUUGGAAGAAAUGGUUUCCUAUUUUGCUUAUUAAAGUCAUUUAAAUGGCAA